This is a messenger RNA of Scylla paramamosain (green mud crab), 2728 nucleotides long. RefSeq names its product eukaryotic translation initiation factor 3 subunit L-like (gene eIF3l). Gene Ontology annotation, cellular component: eukaryotic translation initiation factor 3 complex; cytoplasm. NCBI's taxonomy places the organism in Eukaryota, Metazoa, Arthropoda, Malacostraca, Decapoda, Portunidae. Bases 394 to 2016 code for a protein of 540 amino acids. The transcript is spliced from 12 exons. Gene Ontology annotation, biological process: translational initiation. Gene Ontology annotation, molecular function: protein binding; translation initiation factor activity. The record is from RefSeq and is a predicted model, not a curated record.
GCCCGUUUUCCUCCAGAAUAGGCGCAAACUCUACAAUGACAAGACGCAGACCUCCUUCCGCCUGAGACCCGCGCCGAGUCGAGAGCAAGGUGUCUACUCGAAGCCUGUAGGAAGCCCAGCACAGACACUGCCCACGCCACGCCUCGCCAUUGUUGUUGAGUGUGCGGCAAGAAACGCCUUGCACUUCCUGGUGUUGGGCAUUUAUUCAUCACAUGCCAGGGUACGAGAAAAAAAUGGAUUUCACUAUUUAACCCACCCGCCAUCUCAGACUCGCCCACCAUUGUCAAGCUCGACCAAUAAGCGAGCGAGUCUCCUUCCUCCCACGGCGCACGUCAACAACACGCCGCCGGAACCUCCAUCUGGACUUCACUUUAGCGGGAAAAACCUGCCAAAAUGUACAGCGAAUUCGUGGACGAGUACGAGAGCUACCCGCUGGAGGAUGCUGAGAACUACCACUACACGGUGCGAGGGGAGGGGGAUUACGGGGAGCGCGGCCAUUACCCCACCUACUCCAUCCCUGAGGAGGUGAAGAAGUACAUCACCUACUUCAGGGACGCAAUCAGGGACGGCAACAUCUAUGACAUCCCCUCCCUCUAUGUGGACUUCAACCGGCUGACAGAGGAGUACUACAAGACACAGUCGUGGCCGGAGGUGGAGGACCUUUACGGCAACAAGCUGGUGGAGCAGGACGGCAGGGACGACAUCUUCCUCAUCCUGUACCGGGAACUUUACUACAGACACAUCUAUGCCAGGGUGCAGGGCGGCCCCACCAUCCCCCAGCGCUUCGAGUCUUACUACAACUACUGCAACCUCUUCAACUACAUUCUCAGUGCUGAGACCCCCGUGCCCCUGGAGCUGCCUAAUCAGUGGCUGUGGGAGAUCAUCGAUGAGUUUAUAUAUCAGUUCCAGUCGUUCUCGCAGUUCCGGUCUAAACUGGGAAAGAAAAGUGAGCCGGAGAUUGAGCUGCUGAAGGAUUCCCCAAAGAUCUGGAAUGUUCACUCUGUUCUCAAUGUUCUGCACUGCCUGGUGGACAAGAGCAACAUCAACAGGCAGCUUGAGGUGUACACAAGUGGAGGCGACCCAGACAGCGUGGCAGGGGAGUUUGGCAGACACCCGCUGUACAAGAUGUUGGGCUAUUUUUCUCUCAUUGGGCUGCUGCGUCUUCACUCCCUCCUGGGCGACUAUUACCAGGCUAUCAAGGUACUAGAAAACAUUGAGCUGAACAAGAAGUCGAUGUACUCUCGUGUGCCGGCCUGUCAGAUCACCACUUAUUAUUACGUUGGGUUUGCGUACAUGAUGAUGAGGAGGUACGCUGAUGCCAUCCGUACCUUUUCCAACAUCCUGGUGUACAUCCAGCGCACCAAGGCCAUGUUCCAGACGCGCAACUACCAGAACGACCAGAUCAAUAAGCAGACAGAACAGAUGUACACCCUGCUGGCGAUCUGCAUGGUGCUGCACCCCCAGAGGAUUGAUGAAGUGGUACAGUCCUCCCUACGAGAGAAAACGCUGGCCGAGAAGAUGGCACGGAUGUCGCGCAACGACACGCAGGAGUUUACGCAGUGCUUCACCUUUGCCUGCCCGAAGUUCCUCAGCCCUGUGCCUCCGCCCUUCGACUCGGCACCUGCCAAUUACCACAAGGAGCCGUUCCAGCAGCAGCUCAAGGUGUUCCUUGACGAGGUGCAGCAACAGCAACAGAUCAGCGUGAUGCGUUCAUACCUCAAGCUGUACACCACAAUGCCGACUGAGAAGAUGGCUGCCUUCCAGGAAAUGAGUGAGGACGAUUUCCGAAAUGCCCUUCUUUGUUUCAAGCACAAGAUGAGAAACAUGGUGUGGACCAAGGGCACCUCCGGCCUGCAGGGGGACUUCCAGAGCGACUCAGAGGUGGACUUCUUCAUUGACGGCAGCAUGAUCCACAUUGCGGAUACCAAGGUGGCUCAGCGGUAUGGUGACUUCUUCAUCCGCCAAAUCCACAAGCUGGAGGAGGUGAACCGCAGCCUCACCAAGGUCAAAGUGUAGGGUGGGGGGGGGUGCUGGUGGUGGUGGUUGUAUUUGAAAAUGUCCUUUUUUAUUUAUCUUUUUUAUUUAUUUUUAUUUUAGUUCAUUUUUUAUUUGUAGUUUGGAAGUGUCAGAAUUUUUAUCUUCCAAUUUAUUCGGUAUUAACUGGAAAUUUUUCAGAUCUUAUUCUACGUAAUUAAUAAGUUUGGAGAUUAUGAUCAGAUUUUGGUAAUAUAACUUUCAUUUGUUUUUCUUACAAGUUUUGAGUAUAUUGUCAUUAUUGUUAUAUUUUUGAGGCAGUUUUCCAGACUUUAUUCAAUACUUUCUAUUAACAAAUACUUUCAUUCAGUACUUUCCAUCUCAACACAAAUUUAUUUUCUUUCUCUACACACCAAGUUAUUUUCUCAUCUUUCAACAUGCAAGUUAUUUUUUCUCUACACACCAAGUUAUUUUCUCAUCUUUCAACAUGCAAGUUAUUUUUUCUCUACACACCAAGUUAUUUUCUCUUAUCUUUCAUUAUACAAGUUAUAUUUUCUAGUUAUUUUCUCUUAUCUUUCAUUAUACAAGUUAUAUUUUCUAUCUCCAUCUCAACAAUCUUAAAUACACAACAUAACAACCCGUGAACGAGGAGGAAAGAUUGUAUGUAACUUGCACCACCUCUUGACAUGACCUGUUUUGUACCCUGAAGGUCAACACUGCCUUGCUGACCACAUGAAUAAAAGUAACAGGUACA